CUGGCUGCACAGUACAAAGCUCUUUUAGCUCUACACUUUCGUUUAAUAGCGCAACAAGUGUCUAUUGUUUUUUGCGGUUUUUCUAGUCUGCUCAAGUGAAAUCACAAUGGAGCGUUGGCAUAAUCGAGUCGCUGUAGUAACCGGUGCUAGCUCAGGCAUAGGCGCUGCCACAGUCAAGGACCUACUCAAGGCCAAUGUUGUUGUCGUGGGACUAGCACGUCGCCUGGAACGCAUGGAAGCAUACAAGGCUGAAUUGCCAGCCGACCAACAAAAACGUUUCCAUCCCUUUACGUGCGACGUUUCAUCCCAGGAAUCGGUCGAUAAGGCAUUCGAUUGGAUCAUUGAAAAAUUGGGUGGUGUUGAUAUCCUGGUGAAUAAUGCAGGCAUAUUUAAAAUGGGCCAGGCUGUUACCUUAGAUCCUGUGCAACUACAACAAAUGGUGCAAACGAAUGUGAUGGGCGUGGUCUAUUGUACACAGCGCGCUUUCAAAUCGAUGAAAGAACGCAACUACGAUGGACAUGUGGUGAUCAUCAAUAGCGUUUUGGGUCACGCUAUACCUGCUAAACCGAAUAGUGGUGCACCAGUAAUGAAUGUGUAUCCACCGACCAAGUUUGCAACAACCGCCAUUACGGAGGUAUAUCGCCAAGAGUUUAGGGGACUAAAAACAAAAAUCAAAAUCACGAGCGUUAGCCCCGGACUGACCGAUACCGAAAUUGUACCGGAUAAUAUUAAAACGGGUGAGCUUCCAAUUCUGAAGACCGAAGAUGUUACCAGCUGCAUUCUGUUCACUCUUUCUACGCCACCGCAUAUGCAGAUACACGAAAUUACUGUCAAACCAUUAUUGGGAGAGUAAAUAUGUAAUUAUACAUACAUACACACGAGUAUAAGUACAUAUGUAUUCUAUAAAUUAAACAUGAUGUCGAUUGGUGAAAUGUGUAUACAUAUGUAUUAUAUAGAAAACUUCAAAUAAAAAUGAUUUAAAAAUAAAA
Molecule: messenger RNA, 989 nt
Organism: Anastrepha obliqua
Lineage: Eukaryota; Metazoa; Arthropoda; Insecta; Diptera; Tephritidae
Product: farnesol dehydrogenase-like
Exons: 2
Coding region: 107-853 (248 amino acids)
Source: RefSeq, a predicted model, not a curated record